Molecule: messenger RNA, 750 nt
Organism: Protopolystoma xenopodis
Lineage: Eukaryota; Metazoa; Platyhelminthes; Monogenea; Polystomatidea; Polystomatidae
Source: the annotation of a GenBank genome assembly
UCUACGGCCACGAGCUCUCUUGACGAAUACGAGGCCAACUCUCCUGGCGCUGGUUCAUCCUACGCCUGCUCCUCGGUACUUGGCGACAUCAUCAGACCGAAUUCCAAAUCCGCCAGGAGAAGGGCCGAGACCGUCGCUCCGUUGGGAGGCCCAAGUCCCACGGUUUCUUCGAGUCCCGAUAGUGUGCUAACGCCAGCCAUGAUUGAGCGUGUGCGCUGUCGCUUCGAGCGCCGAAUCUACGGCUACAAGAUUGCCGAGGCUCGACGUCGUCUGAGAGCCCAAAGUCUGGCUGGCCGAGCCCGAAACGGUCAGUCGUCGAGAGGGGCGUCGGACAAUCCGGCGUCGGGCGGCAACGUCAACUCGAGCCCGGGCUUCGGGGUCGAACUGUCGACCCGACGGAUCGGUUUUCUGGCUGGCCGAGCCCGAAACGGUCAGUCGUCGAGAGGGGCUUCGGACAAUCCGGCGUCGGGCGGCAACGUAAACUCGGGCCUGGGCUUCGGGGUCGAACUGUCGACCCGACGGAUCGGUUUGUCCGCCAGCCCCGGCCAGUUGUGGCAGGACGAGUAUGAACUGUUGGCUGUGUUUGUCGUGAAUCACGGCAACGUCGAGGCCUGGCAUGUGUACGCUCCGAUGCCCGGCGAUGAGCAGAAGUACGGACUCGGAGGGCCGACUGCUCUGACGAUGCGAACUGGCUACAAUGAACAGGCCCAACGGGUGAGUGUAUCGCAGUUGCUCUUCCUGAAGAUUUGA